AAUUUAGUGGCGUUCAAUGAAAAAGGGACGUUACUCUUAAAAAAUAAAAUAAAUGUGUUAAAAUGAAAGAAACUGUUUGUCAUCACUUAUAUAAUGAUUGCACGAUCACAUGUGCAUUGUAUAAAGACGUUCACAAUGCUAAGGAACUAAGGCAAAGUGUAAUGAAUGGGGAUUUUGAGGCAACCCUAUUAAAAACAACAAUGAUAGCAGAUCCAUUUCAAGUAAUUGUUGCUGCAAACAGGGCAGUGCACCUAUAUAAAACAGACAAAAUGACAACAAAGAAUGUUCACUCAGAGAUCCUUUUCUGCUUAUCAGCAACAAAAAAUAUUUCAGACUCAUUUCGCAAGUUUGGCCUAGGUGACGGUGAUACAUCUGUGUUUGUUGUGGUGUUGAAUGAUAAAGAUGAUGCUUCACUGAAUCUCAUUGACUCAAAAAUACAAGGUUCUUGCAUUCCACUAGCUGAUGUGAAGCAGUUUACUGAUGAAAAACUCAUUAAAAAGUUAUACAAAAUUACAGACUCUGAGCUCAGUGUUAGUUCUCUAACCGAUGCAUUAGUUUCGAAAAUUGCUAGUAAAGAAUUUGUGACAAUCUGACGAGAAAUUGCCAUGUACAAAAUGAAUACUUUUUAGUCUGAACUUGAAGAUGAACUAAGAAGUGCUAAUUGGACAGAUAUAUAGAGAAUUACAUUGGGUCAACUAUGGAAUCCGAUGCUAAACAUAGCUUGAUCAGUCAAGUUCCUGAAGUAUCAUAUUUUGAAAGAACAUCUGUUGUGUAAAUAUUCAAAGGGACAUUGAUAAAUGCAAUGUGGUUGGAUUGUUUUGUUAUAGAAAUAUUUAAUGAUCUGCAAGAUGUUUUAAAUAGAAUGAAAAAGAGGAGACAUAAAACAACUAUGCAUUUGUGUAUGUGAUGACCCAUUUUUCAGGUGCCACUGCUUCAUGAAAUGUCACUUGGAAUCCUUCAUUUUCAUCUUAACCUGAUAAUUCAGUAAUUAUACCCAGUGAUAUUUCAUUUAUAUUUUGAAAGAGUUAUCAGUCAGAUCUUUGCUUCAGUUUUUAUGUAACAAUGUUUGAAAUUUUGCAUGAGUUUCAAAGACCAGAACAAAUGCACAAUAUGAACUUCAUCGUGUACAUAAGUAAUUACAAGUUUUACAUUGCUUUCGAGUUGUCUUUAAAGUUGCUUGUCUAUUUAAGGAGAUUACAAUUUUACCACAUUUUUGUUGUACAAUUGGUGCCCGUUCGUGCCUGAAAUAAUGCACGGAAGGGCACCUGAGGUCUUACUCCACCAGUAAAGCUGGAACGUCGCGAUAUGACCUAUACUGUGUCGAUGUGACGUAAAACCCAAAACAAACAAACAAUUGUUGUACAAUUGUUAUAGAAGAUAAAAAAAAUAUCCUGAAUAUCAUUAUACAAAGUGAAUUGUUUCACAUUGAACAUAUGUAAUAAAUCUUAUAUGACAACUUGUU
Messenger RNA from Ruditapes philippinarum (Manila clam), 1462 nucleotides. RefSeq names its product EKC/KEOPS complex subunit TPRKB-like. NCBI's taxonomy places the organism in Eukaryota, Metazoa, Mollusca, Bivalvia, Venerida, Veneridae. The record is from RefSeq and is a predicted model, not a curated record. Gene Ontology annotation, cellular component: EKC/KEOPS complex; cytosol; nucleus. Gene Ontology annotation, biological process: telomere maintenance via recombination; tRNA threonylcarbamoyladenosine modification. Bases 63 to 593 code for a protein of 176 amino acids. The transcript is spliced from 4 exons.